Pieris napi is the source of this 1471-nucleotide messenger RNA. RefSeq names its product gamma-soluble NSF attachment protein (gene gammaSnap1). The transcript has 7 exons. The record is from RefSeq and is a predicted model, not a curated record. Bases 142 to 1122 code for a protein of 326 amino acids. Gene Ontology annotation, molecular function: syntaxin binding; soluble NSF attachment protein activity. Lineage: Eukaryota; Metazoa; Arthropoda; Insecta; Lepidoptera; Pieridae. Gene Ontology annotation, cellular component: vacuolar membrane; SNARE complex. Gene Ontology annotation, biological process: intracellular protein transport.
GACAUUAUAAUUUUCAGCUUUAGAAGUCUGAAAGACUUCAGUAUACGAUUUUGUAUUGAUUUUGUGGCCUUUCAAGCUGAAACUUUUGAGAAAUCAUACUGGUCUUCCACAUACAAGUGAUUGAUCGUAAAAGUUGCAAAAAUGUCUAAAAUUCUUGAGGCUCAGGAACAUUGUAAAGCAGCAGAAAAAUAUUUAAAGACUGGUUUGCUGAAGUGGAAGCCCGACUAUGAUUCAGCUGCUGAUGAAUUCAGUCAAGCAGCUCAAUGUUACCGCAUAUCCCGUGAUGUAAAGAACUCCAAGGAAUGUCACAUGAAGGCCGCAGAGCUAUAUGAGAAGAAUCGUUCAUUCUUUCAUGCUGCUAAGGCUAUUGAGAAUGCAGUUAUUGUCAGCAAGGAGUUGUCUUCACCUGAGGAAUUGUACAACAUGGCAUGCAAUUCAAGCAGCUUGUACCAGCAACAUGGUUCAGGAGAUGCUGGCGCAAAUGUCCUAGACAAAGUCGCCAAGAUUAUUGAAGAGAAGGCUCCCGAGCUUGCUGUCAAGUUAUUCCAGCAGGCAGCUGAUGUGUCUUCGGUCGAAAGCUCUCAACAUCAAGGCACAGAAUACAUAAGCAAGGCGUCCCGACUUCUUGUUAAACUGGAGAGAUUUGAUGAAGCAUUGGAUAGCCUUAGACGUGAGAUUGGCUUCCACCUUGAAUCAGGUUAUACUGGGGCAGUGGGACGACUUACAGUUGCCAUUGUCCUUGUGCAACUGGCUAGAGGCGACGCUGUGGCAGCUGAAAAGGCUUAUAAGGAAUGGGGUAACAAUUGCGAAGUGCCCGAAAUGCAAACCUUGGAAAUGCUCUUACAAGCAUAUGAUGAAGAGGAUCGUGAUGCUGCGAAAAGAGCGCUUGCGUCACCAUUUAUACGUAGCAUGGACGUUGAGUAUGCGAGAUUGGCGGGAACUAUACCUCUGCCUGAAGGGAUUGAUCCUGUUCCAAAAGCAGCUGUAAGAGAAAAUGCGGCGCCGUCCUAUGUCAGCGUGAAUAUAAGCGAAGGUGAAGUAGCGAACACGUCACGAGCAGAGAUAGAAGAAAUCGAUUUCGCUGAUAAUAGAAAGACCGAAGAAGAAGACGAUUUGUGUUGAAUAUCAGGUAUUAUCUCGGUGUUCCAUAUGAGGAUUAUCCCUAAUUUGCACUUUAGUUGUAAAUUAUUGCAUUGUGUUGAUAUGAAAGUAAAAAUCGAUUUGUAAUACGUAAAAAAUUUGUUUGUAUUUUACAUAUAUUCUGCACUUUGUUGUCUGAAAAUAUAGCCUAUUCAUUCAGGUAUUCUAAUUGUUUCACAAUUUUGACAUCUGUUCAGUAGUUUUUGGGUUUGAUUGUCACAAACAUACAUAUACAUAUUUCCUCAAUUAUUAUUACCGUAUUUCAAAACACGAAAGUUUAUGCCCUCACUCUAUAGAAGAAAUUUUAAUUUUUAUAAUUGUUAUGUCUGUU